Molossus molossus (Pallas's mastiff bat) is the source of this 1703-nucleotide messenger RNA. Its product is annotated as histo-blood group ABO system transferase-like. The coding region runs from base 227 to 1291 and encodes 354 amino acids. The transcript has 7 exons. Lineage: Eukaryota; Metazoa; Chordata; Mammalia; Chiroptera; Molossidae. Gene Ontology annotation, biological process: carbohydrate metabolic process. The record is from RefSeq and is a predicted model, not a curated record. Gene Ontology annotation, molecular function: glycoprotein-fucosylgalactoside alpha-N-acetylgalactosaminyltransferase activity. Gene Ontology annotation, cellular component: vesicle; membrane; Golgi apparatus.
UAGAGGUCCCGACUUUCCUGCCCCAGGCCCAGCAUUGGCCUGAGUCCCCCGUCACCUCCCCCGGUCUGGCGUCGGGGAAUCCCAGCCUCAAGGGGACUGGGCCACGGGUGGCCCUCUUGGGGGCCUCAGAUCUCCUCACCCCGGGGGCCUCUUGAGGAAGGUCUCGUUGGGCCAGCGCACAGGCACCGCGGAGGGGACUCAGGCGGCCGCUGCGGGACACGGAGCGAUGGCUGAGCUGCUGCGGGUGCAGGCUGAAAAGUCCAAGUGCCGCUCCCUUCGCCCUCUGGCCUUUCUCCUGACCGUGCUCGUCCUGGUCUUCCUCAGCGCUGGGGUCCUGAGCCCAAGAAUUCCGGUGCUGGGGACCAGACCAGGAGGAGCAGGCGAAGCUGCUACAAAGCCAGCCGGCCAGCAAGUUGUGAAAUUACCGAGGAUGGUUUAUCCCCAGCCCCGGGUGCUGACACCCUCAAGGAAAGAUGUCCUUGUCCUGACCCCCUGGCUAGCCCCCAUCAUCUGGGAGGGCACCUUCAACAUUGACAUCCUGAAUGAGCAGUUCCGGCUCCAGAACGUCACCGUCGGGCUCACCAUCUUUGCCAUCAAAAAGUACGUGGUCUUCCUGAAGCUGUUUCUGGAGACGGCGGAGGAGCACUUCAUGGUGGGGCACCGGGUGAUCUACUACGUCUUCACCGAUCGGCCGGGGGACGUGCCGCGCGUGCCCCUGCGCAAGGGCCGCCGCCUGGUGGUCCUCCAGGUCCCCGCUGCCGCGCGCUGGCAGGACGUGUCCAUGCGCCGCAUGGAGAUGAUCAGUGACUUCUGUGCGAGGCGCUUCCUGCGUGAGGUGGCCUUCCUGGUGUGCACGGACGUGGACAUGCGCUUCCGUGACCACAUGGGCGUGGAGAUCCUGUCCCCGCUCUUCGCCACCCUCCACCCCGGCUUUUAUGGGGCCACUCGCCAGACCUUCACCUACGAGCGCCGGCCGCAGUCACAGGCGUACAUCCCCAAGGACCAGGGUGACUUUUACUACCUGGGGGGCCUCUUUGGGGGGUCGGUGUCCGAGGUUCACCGGCUCACCACGGCCUGUCACCAGGCCAUGACGACUGACCGCGCCAACGGCAUCGAGGCCGUUUGGCAUGACGAGAGCCACCUGAACAGGUACCUGCUGGACCACAAGCCCACCAAGGUGCUGUCCCCGGAGUACCUGUGGGACGAGCAGUUGCUGGGCUGGCCAGCGGUCAUGAAGAAGCUGAGAUACGUGGCUGUGCCCAAGAACCAUCAGGAAAUCCGCAACCGCUGAGGGGUGGAGGAGGGCUGAGGGGGGCUGUGGGGGACCCAGCCUACCUAGGAUGCUGCCUUGAUGGAUUAGAACCUUUAUGGCCCCUGGAGCAUAGCUGCACUUUGUUUUCUGUCCUGCGGAGGGAACUUGUUGAGGCCCGGCACUGUCCCCACCCCACACAUAUAGGCCUUUGGGCACCUCCACCCGUGUCCCGCCCCACACGCAGGCAUGCAGGAGACAGGUCCAUUCCCUGGGCACACGUGCCUGGAGUGGCCCGGCCAUCAGCUGCCCGCCGGGCUCCUCAGGCCCCUCAGCUCGGAUGAGGCAGGUGGGCCCAGCCCUCUUGACAAACAAGGGAUUCCAGAUGAAGUCAAUUCCAGGGCAGCUGGGCACCAUAGUGAUGGGGGCCGAGGGCACACCUGACUCCGGCUUU